AUGAUUGCGUGGUCGGUCGAGCUCUCCGAGUUCGGCCUUAAAUUUCAGCCGAGAGGAUCCGUCAAGGGGCAACACUUGGCAGAUUUCGCAGCAGAACUCCACGGGCCGAUCUCCCCGACGGAACAAACAUGGGUCCUCUUCGUCGAUGGCUCGUCGGACAAACGCAAUGCAGGAGCAAGGAUUGUCAUUGAAGGACCGGGUGGCUUUACGGUCGACCACUACCUGCAAUUCAAGUUCAGAGCGUCGAAUAACCAGGCAGAGUAUGAAGCAUUGAUCGUCGGACUGAGGCUAGCAAAGGAUCUAGGCGCCAGAAGGUUAAAAUGUAACACUGAUUCGCGACUCGUGGUCGGGCAAGUGCAAGGGGAGUAUCAAGUUAAAGACGAUCUGCUGCUGCAAUAUUAUCAUAAGAUGGUUGAAGCCAUGAAAGAGUUCGAAGAAGUAAUUAUCCACCAUAUACCCCGAGCGGAGAAUGCCAGAGUCGAUAGGCUAUCCAAGCUGGCAGAGGGAAAAGAGAAAGGUCAGCUGAAAACCAUCAUCAGGAAAACCCUGAUGAGACCCUCGGUAGGAGAAUGCGCAGUAGUCGAUCGGCCAGCGGACUGGAUAAGUGAUGUGCGGGAACUUCUGAGAAGAAGCGAUGCCAGAAAAGACCUGAAGUCGAUCGAGCAACGUCGGGCGCUCCGAUUUGUCACUAUCGGAGAGGAUCUAUACAAACGAGGUUUCACCGCGCCGCUCCUCAAAUGCCUGUCGGAGGAAGAAGCAGGAUACGUCAUGAACGAGGUCCACAAUGGCAUUUGCGGGACGCACACCGGACGGAGGACGAUGAAAGCACGAAUACUCCGGGUAAGGUACUACUGGCCGACCAUGGAGCAGGACUGUGAGGCUAUGAUACGAAAAUGCAAAGGUUGCCAAGCCCAUGGAAACAAUGUCAAGAGAGCUCUGACCGAACUACACAGCCUAACGGCCCCAUGGCUGUUCGCACAGUGGGGCAUGGACAUCGUCAGUCCAUUCCCUAUCGGCAGAGCACAAAAGAAGUUCAUACUAGUCACCGUAGAUUACUUCACCAAGUGGGUCGAAGCAGAAGCCCUAACUAACAUCAUCGCUCGGCAAGUCCACUCGUUUGUGUGGUGA
Molecule: messenger RNA, 1128 nt
Organism: Vigna unguiculata (cowpea)
Lineage: Eukaryota; Viridiplantae; Streptophyta; Magnoliopsida; Fabales; Fabaceae
Biological process (GO): DNA integration
Molecular function (GO): RNA-DNA hybrid ribonuclease activity; nucleic acid binding
Source: RefSeq, a predicted model, not a curated record